AUGCAAAACAGGAAGAUCAAUGGAUAUCCACAACAGCAAUACUAUGAUGAUGAUAGCACAUGGAUGGAAACUAAGGCUCAACAGCUACAGAGCCAUGGAUAUCCACAGACACAGCAAUAUCCAGGCAUAAAACCAGGUUAUGGCAAUGAUUCUGAUUACUCUAUGCCAAACCAUCAUGGCUAUGAGUCUAACAACAAUAUGUGUCAUCGUCAGGACAGCAAGCCUCACGGCCUUGACUCUAACCAUGAUGUGUAUCAUCGUCAGGACAGCAAGCCUCAUGGCCUUGACUCUAACCAUGAUGUGUAUCAUCGUCAGGAUAAGGUUCCUCAUGGACAGGGAAAUGGUUAUGGCUAUGAUAACAAUCAUGGCCAUGGCAAUGGCAAUGGCCAGAUAUUUCCGUUUGCUGCUACCGCUAAUCACUCACCUCAUCAUGGUAAUGGUGUAAGGCCAUUCAAUCAUGGUGGUCGUGGCCAAAAUAACUACGUGUCAGAGAAUGAGUAUGAAGUUUACAAGGAGGAGCGUGUUGGUCCUGGCGUGACGAGGAGGGAUGAAGUAAGAUAUGAUGAGAGGCGUGGAACAUAUGGAGGAGAUGUUCAUCAGGCCAGCCCAUAUGGAUACAACAAUAACAGGAAUAAUCCUCUUGGUCAUGGAACAAACAAAGCCAAUUGGACACUGAAAGGAGUUUAA
Messenger RNA from Vicia faba (fava bean), 687 nucleotides. Lineage: Eukaryota; Viridiplantae; Streptophyta; Magnoliopsida; Fabales; Fabaceae. The record is from the annotation of a GenBank genome assembly.